Zootoca vivipara (common lizard) is the source of this 3643-nucleotide messenger RNA. Lineage: Eukaryota; Metazoa; Chordata; Lepidosauria; Squamata; Lacertidae. The record is from RefSeq and is a predicted model, not a curated record.
AUGGAGGAUGACUCUGACAAAGGACUGGGAGAGAAGGUUCUAGAGAACAGAGGAAGACACACUGUGGGACUUAAUAUUGACAACAAUUGUGGAACUUACAAAAGAAGUGGAGAUGAAUUAGAAAUUAAGAACAAGGGACAACAUAUUGGGAAGAAACUCUAUCCGUGUUUGGAAUGUGGAAAGAGCUUCAGUCACAGCUCACAACUCAAAGACCAUAAAAGAAUUCAUACUGGGGAGAAACCAUAUCAGUGUUUGGAAUGUGGAAAGUUCUUUGCUACAACCAUAUACCUCUGUCGACAUCAGAGGAUUCACAGCGGGGAGAAACCAUAUCAGUGUUUGGAAUGUGGAAAGUUCUUUGCUACAACCAUAUACCUCCGUCGACAUCAGAGGAUUCACAGUGGGGAGAAACCAUUUCAGUGCUUGGAAUGUGAGAAGUCUUUUACUAUAAGCAGAAACUUUCGUCGACAUCAGAGAAUUCACAGUGGGGAGAAACCAUUUCAGUGCUUAGAAUGUGGAAAGAGCUUCUAUCGCAACUCACAUCUCAAAGCCCACCAAAGAAUUCAUACCAGGGAGAAAUCAUAUCAGUGCUCGUUAUGUGAGAAGUUCUUUACUACAAGAAGAGACUUCCACCAACAUAAGAGAAUUCACAGUGAGGAGAAAACAUAUCAGUGCUUGGAAUGUGGGAAGAGUUUCAGUCGGAAGAUUAGUCUUACUUUCCAUCUAAGAAUUCAUACAGGAGAGAAACCAUAUCAGUGCUUGGAGUGUGGAAAGAGCUUCUCCAGGAAACACCAUCUCACUUCCCAUCAAAGAAUUCAUACCGGGGAGAAACCAUACCAGUGCUUGGAAUGUGAGAAGUUCUUUACUACAAGAAUAGACUUCGAUCGACAUAAGAGAAUUCACAGUGGGGAGAAACCAUAUCAGUGCUUGGAAUGUGGGAAGAGCUUCAGUCGCAGCUCUUAUCUCACUUCCCAUCGAAUAAUUCAUACCGGUGAGAAGCCCUAUCAAUGUCUGGAGUGUGGAAAGAGCUUCACUCAGAAUAAUAAUCUCACUUCCCAUCAAAGAAUUCAUACAGGGGAGAAACCAUUUCAGUGCUUGGAAUGUGGGAAGGGCUUCAGUCGGAAGAUUCACUUCCUUCGACAUCAGAAGAUUCACAGCGGAGAGAAACCAUAUCAGUGUGUGGAAUGUGGAAAGAGCUUCUCUAGGAAGGACAGUCUCACUUCCCAUCAAAGAAUUCAUACAGGGGAGAAACCAUAUCAGUGUGUGGAAUGUGGAAAGAGCUUCAGUCAGAAGAAUAGUCUCACUACCCAUCAGAGAAUUCACACAGGCGAAAAACCUUACCAGUGCUUGGAAUGUGGAAAGAGCUUUGGUUGGAGGGCUCAUCUCACUGUCCAUGAAAGAAUUCAUACAGGAGAGAAACCAUAUCAGUGCUUGGAAUGUGGAAAGAGCUUCAAUCAGCAGGCCAAUCUCACUACCCAUCAAAGAAUUCAUACAGGGGAGAAACCUUAUCAGUGUUUGGAAUGUGGAAAGAGCUUCAAGGAAAGGGCCAAGCUCACUUCCCAUCAAAUAAUUCAUACAGGGGAUAAUCCUUAUCAUUGCUUGGAAUGUGGAAAGAGCUUCAACUGGAAAUAUAACCUCAUUUCCCAUCAAAGAACCCAUACAGGGGAGAAACCAUUUCAGUGUGAGGAAUGUGGAAUGAGAUUCAGUCACAAGGGAAGUCUCACUUCCCAUGAAAGAACUCAUACCUGGGAGAGUCCACAUAAAUGCUUGGAAUGUGGAAGGAGUUUUAGUCAGGACUCCCAUCUCAUUUCCCAUCAAAUAAUUCAUACGAUGGAGAGACCAUAUAAAUGCUUGGAAUGCGGAGAGAGUUUUAGUCAGGAGUCCUUUCUCACUUCCCAUCAAAGAACUCACAGCGGGGAGAAUCACAGUCUCCCAGAAUCAUUGAAUUGUUGCAUUGGAUUGGAUGGUGAGAGUCAUCUGCUCCAACCCCCUGCAGUGCAGGAUUUUCAACAAAAGCAUUCAUGACAGAUGGCCAUCCAACCUUUGCUUUAAAACCUUCCAGUUCAGGAGUGUCCCACAUCACCUGAACUACUUUCUUCCACAGUCAAACAGUUAUUACUGCUAUAAAGUUCCUCCUGAUGUUUAGUCAGAAUCUCCUUCCUUCUAUCUUAAAUCCAUUGUUUUGGGUCCUCCUUCCACCAGAGUCAGAGAAAACAAGUUUGCUUCAUCUUCCAUGGCACAGCCGUUUGCAUAUUGAAAGAUGUGAGCAUCAUGACCAAGUGGGUAUUUGAACCCAGGUCUGCCAAGUCGUAUUCUGACCCUCUAACCACUAUACCACACUAGUUCUGUCAUGAGACUCUUGGAAAGUGUGCAUACAUGCGCGUCUGUUUAAGUUUAGGCUCAGUGUUCUGGUGCUUGUAUUUAAAGGAACGGCUUAGGGAGCUGGGUAUGUUUAGCCUAGAGAAGAGAAGGUUAAGGGGAGAUAUGAUGGCCAUGUUGAAAUGUAAUAAAAGGAUGUCAUAUAGAGGAGGGAGAAAGGUUGUUUUUUGCUGCUCUAGAGAAGCAGACACGGAGCAAUGGAUUCAAACUACAAGAAAGAAGAUUCCACCUAAACAUUAGGAAUAACUUCCUGACAGUAAUAGCUCUUCAACAGUGGAAUUUUUUGCCAACGAGUGUGGUGGAGCAUGGGCAUACCCAGCGAGGGGCAGGGGAGGCAGCUGCCCCCCCCAGAAGCAAAAAUAAAUAAAUAAUCACCGUAUUUUAUGGACCAUAACCUGCACUUUUUCCUUCCGAAAAGUGAAGGGGGAAAGUCGCUGCGGGUUAUGGAAAUCGGGCUGUUUUCGCCCCCUCCGCGGCUGCAGCCAGCAACAAGAACGUGGGGAGGGCAAGAAGCAGCCUGAAAUCGGGCUGUUUUCACCCCCUCUGCGGCUGUAGCCAGCGACAGGAACAUGGGAAGGGGGAGGAGCAGCCUGAGCUAGGGGGCGGGGCGGACAGGAGCUCCAUCCUUCCCCCCUCUUUCUUUCUAACUUAUCUACACCAAGUUAUCUUGAACUUUGUAUUUAUUUUUAAUAAAUCAGUUGUACUCCACGUCACACCUCAUUCUUUGCUACGUUGGGGGUGCAGUGUUCAGGUAAGAGUUCUGGGGUGGCAGUGGGAAUAAGGGGGUGUUUGGUGAAAGGCCCAGUAAAGACCCAGUUCACAGCUCUGCCCCUUGAAGCAGUGGGAAGGCGGUGCAGGAGGGUGUGGGCACAACAUGGGGAGAUCAACAACCUCCACAUGGUACAUUCUGAAGCGUUUUUCAAAGUGCUUCAUAAAAAACAACACUUUUAUACCAUUCCUGUAAGAGACCAGGAGCAUAUGCACAGCUUUUCUUAAACUCCACUUGCUAAAAUGAGCUGUUACACUUCAGGUAAAGAGAUGUUCCUGUUUCUCACCUCGGUUUCUGCUCCUUCUCUCUCUUGCUCGAUCCUUCCCUUAGUCCAAUAAUCCUUUGGGCCCAGCCCAGGUUCCUUCCCAGCCUCCUCCUUUGGCUCCCUUUUCCUCCGUCUCCUGAGGUGUUUUAUUUUGGGGAAUGGAUCCCCUCCCUCCGCCCCCUUGCCUGGCUGGGCAUCCUUCUUUCUCUCCCCACAGACUCAGCCCCCCACUU